ACCUUUCUGCAAGGUCUUCACCCAUCUCCCCUCCUCCCGUCCUGACGUCACUGCACGAAAAGAGAGGCUUGCCGCUGCACCGCUGUGAAUAUCUCUACGCUCAUUGCCAGGACCAAGGAGUGUGCAGAGAGAGGAGGAGAGAAGGAGGAGGGAAUACUGUCGAUUUUUUGGAUCCAACUGGAAAACUACCGGGCGCGCACGGCGCGGCACGCACUGAACGGAGGGCAUUUCACCGUUUUCGUCCCCCUCUCCUCCCCUCGCCGCCUCCCUGCGAUCGGAUCGGACCGGAGCUGAGAAUGGAGCUCCCUGCCGCUGGCGAGCACGUCUUCGCGGUGGAGGGCAUCGAAAAGAAGCGCAUUCGGAAGGGCAAGAUCGAGUACCUGGUCAAGUGGCGCGGCUGGUCUCCAAAGUACAACACAUGGGAGCCGGAGGAAAACAUCCUGGACCCCCGCCUCCUCGUCGCGUUUCAACACAGAGAGAGGCAGGAGCAGAUGAUGGGAUACCGAAAGCGGGGGCCGAAACCAAAACAUCUUCUGCUUCAGGUGCCAUCAUUUGCCCGGAGGUCAAACAUCCCAGCCGGACUUGAGGAAACGGUCCAGGAUGCAGAGGGAACCUUUAAGUUGGAUCCUGUCCAGCGUCCUCAGCCGCAGCAUUACCAGCUGAACAGCAAAAAGCACCAUCAGUACCAACCCAACAGCCAGGAGAUCCCUGCCGACGCUCUGAACAACAGCAAAAAGAAGUUCAUCUACCAGCUUAACAGCAAGAAGCACCACCAUUACGAGCCCGACCCAUACAUGUAUGAUGCGCAGGUUUCGAGGCUGAAGGAGGUGGUCAAAGUUCAGGAGACAGCCAACAAGCUUGCGAAUCCCGGGUGGAACCUACCUUUGGCCCUGCAGCAGAAAUGGAUCCGGAACAAAGACACCGGGUGCUUGAGCAAAGUCAAAGAGCUGGCGGUGGAGGUGAGGAAACCGGUUAAAGAUGCGCAAAGGGAGAACGCCCUAAAGCCCAACCCUAAGGAGGCUACUCUGCCCAGCUCCGUGAGCAGCAAAAUGAAGAUAAUCAAGAACAAAAACAAGAACGGACGCAUUGUUAUUGUCAUGAGCAAAUACAUGGACGGCAACAAGGUUCACGGAGCAAAGGAUAAACACAGGGAAUCGUCAAGAGAAGAGAAAACGCAAAGCUCCAAAACACAAGAGAACAACCCGCCGCCUGGGGCCAAAAUGACUGAACACCCGGAGAACGGGAUUCCCAAAGAGAUCUGUAAGGGCAGCUCCGUGUCUGUCGCAGAGCAUCCCUUGAAGUGUUCCCCCAAAGACAGGCAUUUUUCCAAACCAUCUCCGAGCACAGCCGAGGAAUACAACACCGAAGUGGCCCGCGGCCAGGCGGAUUUACCGGACGACUUGCCCCUGCAGCUGACGGCCAGCUCCCCGCCAACGUCUUGGACCGCCGACACGGCCAUCCCGACGCCUACGGCCGUCAACCAAAUCCGGAUCCCCUCGUUCCCCUGCGACCGGAAAAGGAAGCUGUCGGAUCCGGUGGAGGACAGGAACGUUGGUAAAAUCCUCCUGGCGUCCAGGAGCUUGAGCGUGCCGACGGCUGCGGUCACGCCACCUCAGGACAAACCCAUGGACCUCCACUGCAGCGUGGCGCGUCACAGCAGUACGUGCGCGACGUACGACGCGAACGGAAGCCAGGAGGAGCCGAUGGACCUCAGCUGCCCCAAAAACAGGAGGCGGGUGGAGGCAGAAGUCCAGCCGCCGGUGGAGGCGGAGCCUGCCGUUGAAGACACACCUCCUGUCAAGGAUAACACGCAGAAAUCCUGUGAAAAAUCUCCAGAGGAACCUGCGAAAAAAAUCUCCCCUUUUAUGGGGAACAUCAUCAUCACUGACAUCACGACAAACAGCCUCACGGUCACCUUUAAGGAAUACGUUUCUUUCUAAAAAAAAAUUUUUAAAAAUAAAAGUGACUCCCAGCUUCUGAUUGGCUGAUCCUGUGAAUAUGUGCAUAUGUAGAAAAAAAUUAAGAAAAACACAAGAAUUUUGUACAUAUUGAAAUUUAUAAUUUAUAAGUCAAAUACAGUAUGUUUCCUAUGACAUUUUAUACUGUAACUCCGAUGUGAUGUUGUAGCCAAGAAAGUGCCCUCGACUAUUUGAGCGAAUGCAUCACUCUGGUGGGGGAUUCUCCACCAAAAACAAA
Molecule: messenger RNA, 2196 nt
Organism: Poecilia latipinna (sailfin molly)
Lineage: Eukaryota; Metazoa; Chordata; Actinopteri; Cyprinodontiformes; Poeciliidae
Gene: cbx4
Product: chromobox homolog 4 (Pc class homolog, Drosophila)
Exons: 5
Coding region: 297-1940 (547 amino acids)
Biological process (GO): protein sumoylation; negative regulation of transcription by RNA polymerase II
Cellular component (GO): PRC1 complex
Molecular function (GO): SUMO ligase activity; SUMO binding
Source: RefSeq, a predicted model, not a curated record